Messenger RNA from Arabis nemorensis, 270 nucleotides. The record is from the annotation of a GenBank genome assembly. NCBI's taxonomy places the organism in Eukaryota, Viridiplantae, Streptophyta, Magnoliopsida, Brassicales, Brassicaceae.
AUGGUUAUUGUUGAUGAUUUGUCAUCUGAUUUGUCACCUUAUGGUUAUUUUCAUCCACAAGCUAGCGGUGCUGAUGCUCGUGAGAUCCCACUCUGUUUAACUUCUGCAAUGGUGGAGUUAGUUGAGAAGCUUACGGUGCUCGAGUUUUGUGAAGCGAAAAUCUCUGAGAAAAAAUUAGAGGUUGUAAGAGCCAUGGCUUGUUUGGUGUUUAUGAGCAAUCCAUUUAGUAAUUUCUUUUUUGGUAUGAUAAAAAAAUUUAAGAUCCAAUGA